Oxyura jamaicensis (ruddy duck) is the source of this 2233-nucleotide messenger RNA. RefSeq names its product torsin-1A-interacting protein 1-like. Lineage: Eukaryota; Metazoa; Chordata; Aves; Anseriformes; Anatidae. Gene Ontology annotation, molecular function: ATPase activator activity. The coding region runs from base 6 to 1466 and encodes 486 amino acids. The transcript is spliced from 6 exons. Gene Ontology annotation, cellular component: membrane. Gene Ontology annotation, biological process: membrane organization. The record is from RefSeq and is a predicted model, not a curated record.
GCAACAUGGCGGCGGCGGCGCUGCCCACGAGCCGCCCCUCGGCCCGCAGGAAGCGGCGGGGCCGGCCCGGCCCGCGGCGGGAAGUGAGGUUGGCGGGGCCGCCCCCGCCGCGCCGAGGCGGCAGCUUCGGUCCCGGGCGGCUCCGAGCCGGGCGGCGGCUGGGCAGGGCCAAGGGGGCGGCGGUCGUCGCCUGCAGCGCCAGCGGCAUGGUGGGGGACGGCGACGAACGGGCUCCGCCGGAUGCCCCCGAGCUGAAGCGGCGGCGGAAGAGCCCCCGCUUGGCGGAGGCGGCGGAGAGGGAAAGGGAGGCCGAGCUCGAGCCCGGCUCCGGUGGGGCGCCGGAGGGGGGCGAGCUCGGCGUUGUGAGCCCGGACCGCCUGACCCGGCCGCCGAUCCGAGCCUGCAGGGCAGCAGUAGGCAGUUCUUCAAAUUUCUUACUUCCAGAGAACCCAGCAAAGGAAAAAGCAAAGGAUUAUGAUGGCAUUGAACCCAAGAAAGCAGUAGGGCAUCAACCAAGUGUUCAUGCACCGUUAAAAGAAAGCAAGGCUGAUGUCUUUGAGAAAAAUCAAGAGCACCACUCAACUAAGCUACAGAGCAGAAGUAAAUUUCGAGACCAACCCAGUAUAGUGAAGCAGUCACAGCAGCAGUCACAGCGUUUAGCCAAAAAGGAUGGUGGAUCAAAGAGUGGAUUUCAAAAAGGAUGGACUUUACUGGUUCUGGCAAUAGUUGUCGCACUGUUUUGUGUUGGGUGGAUUGGAAUGCCAAGCCUUUUAGACACAACUUCGUCAAGGAGAAAUACUCAAAUUCUGCAAGUGUUUCGGGCCCGGAUGGAUAAACUCAAAGAAACAUACCAAAGUCAGGACCCCAAUCUGUGGAGAAAAACCCGCAUGUUCCUUGAGAAGCACCUCAAUGCUUCCCAUCUGCACAUGGAGCCAGCCAUCUUACUGUUCACAGCUGGCCAAGAAGCUGAGAAAGCGCUGAGGUGCCUCAGUGAUGAGAUUGCUGAUGCUUUUGCCUUCUCCCAGAAUGCUACUGCAAUCAAAAUUAACGGGGCAGACAAAGCCGAAAUGGAUAGUGAUGUUGUUAAGAUGGAGGUGGAUGACAAGCUCAGCUCUGGGUUCAGCGAAGGCAAGAAGGUAGCAGUGGUGCAUCGUUUCGAGUUACUGCCUGCAGGCUCCACCUUGAUCUUUUACAAGUACUGUGACCAUGAAAAUGCAGCAUUUAAGGAUGUGGCUCUUCUGCUGACUGUUCUCCUGGAUGAGCAGUCACUGGGAAAGAGCCUUACCGUGCCAGAAGUUGAGGAGAAAGUGAGGGAUUUCCUCGGGACCAAGUUCACCAGUUCAGAUGUUCCUAGUUCUUACAAUAGCAUGGAUACAGAUAAGCUGAGUGGACUGUGGAGCCGUAUAUCUCAUCUUGUGUUACCUGUUAGGCCUGAAAAGGGCCUUCCUGUGGAGGGAUGCACAUAAAAGUUGUUAGAGAGGACUCUGGAAAGGCGGAAGACAAUAUGUUGUAAUGGCUGAACAGGGAAGAACUACUACUAUUGUGGCUGCUGAGCUCAGGCAGCACAAAGUUCUUUCUGUGCAAAGCAAUUUCACCAAGUGGCAGGGUUGCUUCUGCUAAAUAACUGGGACUUCUCUAAAUGAACUGCAGAACGUAAACAAGGAACUUGAUUGUUCUUGGUAAGUUGUCUUCAGUAACUUACUCAGGUUUGGUGUCCUGGAGUUAGAAGCAAGCAUCCACAACUGCAGAACACUCAUCUGCUCAUGAAGCUGUCUUGGUGCACUGUUGGCUUUGCUGUGAAGAUCAGAUCCCCUUCUGCUAGUGGAUAAAAGCUAGUAUCACGUGUAACAAGGUAACAGGAUGUAAAACCAUCAGCUUCAUCUGCCAGAAUUGCUUCCUUUUCUUACAAUACAUUGAAAAUGAUAAAGUGACAUGAGUCUAAGCACAAGUCUUUUCUUGGUCCAUUUAACUACAGCAUAGAUGUCAGCUGUCUCUGGAGACUUCUAGAAAUGGCGAGAAUUGCUUGAGAGAUUUGUGACUUGUAGAGGACCUUUCAGCAAGCAUUUCUUCCUAAAAUGAGUCUGCCCCAACCAGUCAGGAGAGCGAGAAAUUUUCAGACAUUAGCUUGAAGUUAGUAGUAGAUGUCAGUUAAAUGAUCCCUUAGCAGCUCUUUGCCUCACUGCUUCCAAGAAUUCUCUGCUGUUUGUCAAAGUCUGUGAGUCUUAACGUUUGG